UCUGACUAAUAUUCCCCUUGGUUUCUUUGCAUCAUUCAGUAUAAUCGCCGGAGUUUUCUAACUGUCGUUUCUGCUCCGUGGAUUGGGCAAAAAUGGCGCCUCCUGGACAGAGAACUGUCUGGGAUUGCGUGAAUGAGCAGACAAAGCUUGCUCAAGAAAAGGGCAUUGACCCAAUUCUUUGGGCGGCUCAGUUGUCGGCGAGCUUGAACGCGGCGUCGGAGCGGUCGGAUUUACCGUCGUCGGAGGCGGCGGAGGCACUCGUCUCCUACAUUUGUUGGGACAACAACGUCCCUAUUCUCUGGAAGUUUCUGGAAAAGGCCAUGACUUUGAAGCUCGUGCCUCCUUUGCUUGUUCUCGCCCUGCUCGCUGACAGAGUUCUUCCAAGUAGGCGUUCGCAACCGGCUGCUUAUCGGCUUUUCCUGGAACUCCUCAAGAGACAUGCUUUUUGCACUAGUGAUCUUAUUACAGAUCCUCAUUAUCAAAAGGCCAUGAAAUCAAUAGACAGUGUUCUUCAUCUUUCAGAGAUUUUUGAUCUGAAAACAAGUGAACCCGGUAUACUUUUGGCAGAGUUCAUCUUUGUGACGGUGUCACUAUUGGUAGAUGCAUCCUUAAGCGACGAAGGUCUAUCGGAGCUUAGCCAAGACCGGAAAUCUAAAUGGCUGAUCGAUUCUCGAGAAAUGGAAAUAGAUGUGCACGAGAAGAGAACGGAAUACCAUGAGAAGCUGCAGAGUUUAAAUACCGUCAUGGGUAUAGAGGUGAUCAUUGAGUUUCUGAGCAAUAAAGUGACCUCUAGAUUACUUCACUUGGUCCGCCAGAACAUGCCCUCACAUUGGCAAGGGUUUGUGCACAGAGUACAGAUACUUGUGGCGAAUUCAUCCGCCAUGAAAAGCUCAAAGUUUCUUCCGGAAGUUCUUCUGCAGUUGAUCUCGGAUAGACGACCUGCACUUUCUCAUGAUGGCAAAGCAAAUUCAUUAUCGAAAUCCGACGUAAUUCUGGAUUUUGGAUCGCUGGCUUCCUUCACUGGUUUAUGUCACGGGGCAAGUCUCUCUACUCUCUGGCUCCCUCUUGAUCUCGUACUCGAAGAUGCUAUGGAUGGAUAUCAAGUGAGUGCAACAAGUGCUAUUGAAAUAAUAACCGGUCUGACUAAAACGCUCAAGGCGAUUAACAGCAGUACUUGGCAUGAUACGUUCUUGGCCCUUUGGGUUGCAGCUCUCAGACUUGUUCAAAGGGAACGAGAUCCUAUUGAGGGACCUAUUCCCCGACUGGACACAAGGCUCUGCAUGUCGUUGUCUAUUGUACCUCUUGUGGUUGCCAACCUUAUAGAACAUGAAGAUAUGCUACUGAAACAAGAAAACGGUUCUUCCACUAGCCGUUGGAAAGACAAGGAGAUCAUUAGGAGUCAUAGGGCCGAUCUUAUUACGAGUUUGCAGGUCCUUGGUGACUUCCCAGGUUUGCUGGCUCCACCCAAGUGCGUUGUUUCUGCUGCCAAUCAGGCAGCAACAAAAGCAAUGUUGUUUGUGUCUGGCAGCGUCAAUGUCGGGAAUGCACAUUUCGAUGUCUUCAACAUGAAAGAUAUGCCUGUCAGUUGCACUGGAAACAUGCGCCAUCUGAUAGUUGAGGCUUGUAUCACGAGGAACAUGUUGGAUACAUCAGCCUACUCGUGGCCUGGCUAUGUCGAUGGCCGUAUCAGCCAAAUGCCUCACAGUUUACCAACCGAGAUGCCUAGCUGGUCUUCGUUCCUGAACGGGUCCCCCCUUAACGCUGCAAUGGUUAAUGCAUUGGUUUCACUCCCUGCUUCAAGCUUAGCAGAGCUCGAGAAAAUUUUCGAGAUUGCAAUCAAAGGAUCGGAAGAUGAGAAGAUAUCUGCUGCAACCGUUCUUUGCGGGGCAUCCCUUACUCGGGGUUGGAACGUACAGGAGCAUACUGUCCAGUUCAUUACAAGAUUACUAUCUCCACCAGUUCCAGCGGAUUAUUCUGGAACUGAGAGUCACUUGAUUGGUUAUGCCCCCAUGCUAAAUGUUCUUAUUGUCGGGAUUGGAUCUGUCGACUGCAUUCAGAUAUUCUCUUUACAUGGAAUGGUUCCACAACUCGCUUGCUCGAUCAUGCCGGUAUGCGAAGAGUUUGGAUCAUACACGCCAAAUGUGUCGUGGAAACUUCCUACGGGAGAAGACAUUUCAGCCCAUUGCGUUUUCUCGAAUGCUUUCACUCUUCUGUUAAAGCUAUGGAGAUUCAACCAUGCUCCUAUCGAGCACGGUGUAGGAGACGUACCCACAGUCGGAUCACAGCUAACUCCUGAGUACCUUCUCUUAGUCCGUAAUUCCCAUCUCGUGCCAUCUGAAAACGUUCAUAGAGAUCGAAACAAGAAGAGACUUUCGGAAGUUUCCAAGUCAUCGUCUUCUAAACCCGUUUUUGUUGACUCGUUCCCGAAGCUAAAAGUCUGGCAUAGGCAACAUCAGAGAUGUAUAGCUGCAACACUCUCUGGCCUCAUCCAUGGAUCUUCUGUUCACCGGACAGUUGAAUCACUUCUCAACAUGAUGUUCGGAAAGGUUUCUAAUCGAGGUGGUCAGAAUUUGAACUCGGGUACCAGUAGUUCCUCGGGAGCUGGAAGCGAAGACAGCUCUCUAAGACCGAUGCUUCCUGCUUGGGACAUUCUCGAAGCUGUUCCUUACGUUGUUGAUGCUGCUUUGACGGCUUGCUCCCAUGGAAGGCUCUCUCCUCGCGAGCUUGCUACAGGUUUGAAAGAUUUAGCGGAUUUUCUGCCCGCGUCAUUGGCGCCUAUAGUAAGCUACUUCUCGGCCGAGGUGAGUAGAGGCGUAUGGAAGCCGGUUUUCAUGAACGGCAUGGAUUGGCCGAGUCCCGCUGCGAAUCUAUCCAAUGUCGAGGAAUAUAUGAAGAAGAUUCUUGCAACAACAAGCGUCGACAUCCCUAGCCUUGCUCCAGGAGGGAGUUCUCCGGCUACGCUUCCUUUACCGUUAGCCGCCUUUGUAAGUCUAACCAUAACUUACAAAAUCGACAAAGCCUCGGAGAGGUUUCUGAAUCUAGCCGGCCCGGCUCUCGAGUGUCUCGCUGCAGGUUGUCCAUGGCCGUGCAUGCCCAUCGUCACUUCGUUAUGGACGCAAAAGGCGAAACGGUGGUUCGACUUCCUCGUUUUCUCGGCAUCUCGUACCGUCUUCCUUCACGACCGAGAUGCUGUGGUUCAGCUCCUUCGGAACUGCUUCAGUGCCACCCUCGGUUUGAACGCUACACCCAUUUCCAAUGACGGCGGAGUUGGAGCUCUUCUUGGCCAUGGCUUUGGCUCUCAUUUCUACGGCGGGAUCUCCCCCGUAGCACCUGGGAUCCUCUACCUACGUAUGCACCGUUCUCUGAGAGAUACCGCCUUCGUUUCCGAGGAGAUUUUCUCCCUUUUGGUUCAUUCCAUCACUGAAAUCUCCCGGAAUGGGCUCUCGAACGGGAAAAGAUACAACCAGGCAUCGCUUGCAAGAGCGAUGGCUCGAGUAAAGCUCGCGGCUUCUCUCAGCGCUUCCUUGGUAUGGCUAACCGGCGGAUUAGGAGUGGUCCAUCUACUCAUCAAAGAGAUCCUCCCGUCUUGGUUUCUGAUCGUACACAGGCCGGACCACGAGCCAGUAGGAGGAGGACUGCCUUCUGGUCUAGUAGCGGAGCUACGAGGGCAUGCACUCGCUCACUUCAUAGUCCUUUGCGGAUCAUUGGCUUGGGGAGUGGAUUCGGCCUCGUCCGCUUCGAGACGGAGGCCCAGGAUACUCAGGAGCCACAUGGCGUUCAUAGCGAGUGCCAUGGAUGGGAAAGUAGCGGUAGGGUGCGAGAGCGAGACUUGGAGGACGUACGUAUCGGGAUUGGUGAGUUUGAUGGUGAGAUGUUUGCCCGAAUGGGUGAAGGAGAUGGAGGUGGAGGCGUUGAAGACUGUGAGCGAAGGUCUGCGUCAAUGGCGGAAAGAGGAGCUUGCUUUUGAGUUGCUCGCCAUGGGAGGGAUCAGAGCUAUGGCUCCUGCUUCUGAUUUCGUCCUCCAUCUCCGUUCCUUCCGACAUCAUCAUCAUCAUCAUCAUCUCAUGACCUUGUCCUUUUUUUGUGUUCUGUCAGAAAUACAGAGAGUUGCAGAGUUUAGUUGCUUCGAGUGAUUCUUUGUUUUUCUCUUUUUGGAUGAAUGUAACAGGGCAUUGUAUUUGUAUAAUGUAUAGAGAGGAUUUGAAAAAGUUUAAAUAUAUAUUGCGAUCUUGAAAAAAAAUAUAUUUUUUUUA
Tarenaya hassleriana is the source of this 4253-nucleotide messenger RNA. RefSeq names its product mediator of RNA polymerase II transcription subunit 33A-like. The record is from RefSeq and is a predicted model, not a curated record. The coding region runs from base 93 to 4133 and encodes 1346 amino acids. Gene Ontology annotation, biological process: regulation of phenylpropanoid metabolic process. The transcript has 13 exons. Gene Ontology annotation, cellular component: mediator complex. Lineage: Eukaryota; Viridiplantae; Streptophyta; Magnoliopsida; Brassicales; Cleomaceae.